Penicillium taxi is the source of this 1242-nucleotide messenger RNA. Its product is annotated as WD40 repeat domain-containing protein. The record is from RefSeq and is a predicted model, not a curated record. Gene Ontology annotation, molecular function: protein binding. The coding region runs from base 1 to 1242 and encodes 413 amino acids. The transcript is spliced from 2 exons. Lineage: Eukaryota; Fungi; Ascomycota; Eurotiomycetes; Eurotiales; Aspergillaceae.
AUGACACUAAUCGAUGCUCCUCGAAGUGCGACAACACUGCGGAAUGAGCUUGGACUGAAUGACAGCUUUACUGAAGAUGCAUGCAAGCAGUAUGCCCAGAUUCUUCAGAAGAAAUGGACAGUGAUUACAACAUUGCAGAGAAAGGUCAUAAGUCUAGAAUCCAAAAUCACCAACCUCGAAGCAAUACUGCAAUCCAAUCUUGGCAAUCUAACGACACAAACACAGCGAGACCCGAUAAAAUGGCUUCCUGGAAAGGCAACUUAUACGCUUGAAUCUCACCGAGCAGCUAUUAAUUGUGUUGCUUUUCAUCCAACGCAUCCCUCUCUAGCAUCGGGCUCCGAUGACUUCACCAUCAAGAUCUGGAGCUGGGAGUAUGGCGAGUUUGAAAAAACACUCAAAGGCCACACUCGAGCCAUCACAGGUCUUGAAUUUGGCGGCCAAAAGGACCGAACCCUGUUAGCUUCCUGCGGACAUGAUCUCAUGAUCAAAAUAUGGGAUCCAAGCAGCGAAUAUGCUUAUAUCAGGACCAUGGUGGGACAUGAUCACUCUGUUUCAUGCAUUCGCUUCCUACGUCCAGGCGAGAACAUCCUCGUAUCAGCUAGUCGGGACUCGUCCAUUCGCAUCUGGGAUGCAUCGACAGGUAUAUGUACCAAUUUAAUCAAUACCAAUCUUGACUGGAUCUAUGAUGUAUGCCCAUCUCCUGAUGGACAGUCGCUGGUUUCAGUGGGACGAGAUCAAGCAGCAACGAUAUGGGACCUUACCACCGGAGAAGCACGUACUACACUUCUAGGCCAUGAAAACUACAUCGAAUGCUCUACCUACGCACCUCACGCAAGUUAUUCGUAUCUAGCAACGAUGACAGGGAUGAGAGUAUCUCCUACAGCCUUGAAUUCAAUCGAGUUUCUGGUGACGGCCGGUCGAGAUAAAACAAUCAAGCUCUGGGACUCUCGAGGUGUUUUGAUCAAGACUUUCAUUGGCCACAACAACUGGGUCAAAGGCUUGGUUUUCCAUCCUGGUGGAAGAUUCUUGCUGAGUGUUGCUGAUGAUGGGACCAUUCGCUGUUGGGAUCUUGCGCAAGAAGGAAGACUUUCGAAAACAAUUGAGGUGAGUGGAGGUUUUUUUAGUUGUAUUGGAUGGGCGCCGUCCACAAUACACUCCGACAAGGAGGAUCCAGGUGAAGUGGAACUUCGAUGUGUCGUCGCUACUGGAAGUGCAGAUUCGCGAUUGCGAGUCUUCAUGUAA